This is a messenger RNA of Neurospora tetrasperma FGSC 2508, 723 nucleotides long. RefSeq lists its product as uncharacterized. The coding region runs from base 1 to 723 and encodes 240 amino acids. The transcript has a single exon. The record is from RefSeq and is a predicted model, not a curated record. NCBI's taxonomy places the organism in Eukaryota, Fungi, Ascomycota, Sordariomycetes, Sordariales, Sordariaceae.
AUGGCCCCACUCCCUCGCCCCCUGCCCCAAGGCGGCUUCACCUUCUCUAUCUCCCCCUCCGCCACCCACCUCAACCAUCCCAUCUCCCACUUCCUCUCCACCCCUCUUACGUUCGAAGGUAGCGCAAGUACCUCUACAACUAUCCGUCCCCAAGCCCUCGCCGGCGGCGCCCUCGUCUUCUCCCGAUCCGCACCCGACGCUGUAGACCGCAUCCUCCUCCUCCAACGCGCCCCGUACGACUCGAUGCCUCUACGCUGGGAAAUCCCCGGCGGCGCCUGCGAUCCCGAAGACGAGUCCUUCUUGCAUGGCGUUGCCCGCGAAAUGUGGGAGGAGGCCGGGCUGCUGCCCAAGAGGAUGGUUUGUCAGGUCAUCGGUAAAGACAAAAAGCCGCAGGUGUUUUUGACGAGGAGUGGAAAGGUGGUGAUGAAGAUUAGUGUCGAGGUGGAAAUCGAUGAGGCGUUUGGGGCGGAAGAGGAAACGGAUGGGAACAUGAAGUGGAAGGGACUGCCUAAGGUGAUGAUGGAUCCGAAUGAGCAUGUAAGGUUCGUUUGGGCGACCGAGGAGGAGUGCAGAGCGGGAGUCAUGAUGGUUGAGGAUGAGGAGGGAGAGAUAGAAGAGCUCAAGUUGAACUUCACUCACAAGGAGCAGAGGGAGACCAUCUUGGAGGGAUUUGAGAUUAGGAAGAGGAGGGCGUUGGAAGGAGGGGAUGCCGAGGACGCUUGA